This is a messenger RNA of Protopolystoma xenopodis, 477 nucleotides long. NCBI's taxonomy places the organism in Eukaryota, Metazoa, Platyhelminthes, Monogenea, Polystomatidea, Polystomatidae. The record is from the annotation of a GenBank genome assembly.
AUGUCGCAUCUUGAGUUAUUGAUUUAUGUGCCAUUUGAUCUUGGUGCCUAUUCCGUGUUGCAUCACCGUAUUGCUUGCCUGGUUUCUACCCCUACCCUCUAUUGCGCUUCCGUCAACUACCUCUAUACAAGAACGCUUGUAUAUUUACGCUACUUAGCUCAUUGGACUUUAUUCUAUGCAAACUCUUCAAUAUAUUCCACCUCCCAUCUCCAAUAUCUGGUCGAAAGUCUCUCAUGCCUCCGAAUAUUUGUUCAUGCUGCCAAUAGUCUCCUAUUCGGCUUUGAGUCCGUUAACGACCUUGUUAAUCGGCUUUGUAAUCAAUUUCCUGUCGACCAGGUGCCACCCGGACCAGUGCUUUUGCUAAUGGCCAAAAUGGCUGUGGAGUGGGCGAAUUCAGGCACAGUUGGGCAUCUGUUAAGCAUGCCGGAGGAACUGCUACUUACCAUUCCGCAGACGAGUACAGAAAAUAAUGCUUGA